Molecule: messenger RNA, 2793 nt
Organism: Wasmannia auropunctata (little fire ant)
Lineage: Eukaryota; Metazoa; Arthropoda; Insecta; Hymenoptera; Formicidae
Exons: 2
Coding region: 915-1211 (98 amino acids)
Source: RefSeq, a predicted model, not a curated record
UUAUCGCUUGACGUUGGAUCGUCAGUGAAGCUGCGCCAUACUAUACUGAUGUAUAGUGGAAGACUUUGCGACACGUGCGUUUUCAGCCACAUUGCAUCACACCCGAUGACAAAAGUAUCAAAAUCUGUUCAUUGUUGACUUUACCCUCAUUGCAGUUUGAGAGGGAUUCCUGGAUCGACGCGGGAGUUCUGUGAAAACAGCUGACGAACAAUUAUUUGUGCUUAAUUUGCGCCGUAUUUAAAUUUGGACUAAGACGUCUUCUUAGACGCGAAUGCGUUUGAAGUUGAAGAAACGUUACCUUCGAAGAAAUUAGAAAUUGUACUUUUGCGCGCGAGCGUAAGGACACCCGAACGCUACGGAGCUAGCAUACGAGAGACUGAUAACCAUUUGAAUUUAAUCGACAAUGAUUCAACGAUUGAAGAAAACUUAGUUCGAUUUAUGCUUUAGAGAAAAAAAAUAUACUGAUUUGUCGUAGUGUCGUUGGUAUCGUGUAAUCGCGACCGCUCGGUACAUAAAGCACCGACAACGAGACGAGAUAGCUGCCUUAAAUUUUCAAGAUAAGUGACAGUUUGAAUGACGUAAAAACAGGGACGUUUAAUCACUAUUCUCUCCUACAAGUUGCAUUACGCAUUUGUACUAGCAUAUCUAUAAAAUCUCUUUUGCGAGGUCUCUUAAUCAGUCUUUCCGAAAUCACGCGGUAGAGACUACCUGUGUAAAAAAACGAGUUUGUUAGAAGCUGUGGUUAAAAAAAAUUUUUUAAGUAUCUAAGAAAUUAAAUUUUUACAUUUUAGACAAAUUGCGAAAUUUGUUGAUUAUAUAUGUAUUAUUGUGCGAAUAGUACAUUAAAAAAAGAGAAACGAAUUGUGUCAUAAAAAAAUAAUAAGGAAAAAGAAGUCGAGGAGUUGGCGAUCGAAAUGAUAAAUAAUCAGCAUUGCGUGAUUCUUAACACCGGUGAGACCAAUAAUUAUCAUCAACCGGUCUCGGCUAAGCCUUCGGUGGUCUCAGUCUCUAGUAUCGAUUCUGACGUCAGCGACAGAAGGGAUGUACGCGAAGAGUUGUAUGCCGGUAUCUUUAGGAGGCACAGAAAAACUAUAUUGGUACUAGGCAGUUUUCUCAAAAUGCUAAGGAAAUAUUUGGACAGAUUGCAUGCUCUGAGCCGGAUAUACGCCUUAAUUGCUUUAAGAUUCGAAACGCACCAAAAGUUUUGGUAAAUUCACUAUAUUUUUCUUCAUUUUGCCAUGUAUUAAACAAUUGCAUUUUGAAAUUUUCUCGUCUUAAAUAUGCAUCGUCUCACAUGUCCCAUGUCGAAAAACAUGAUAUUUAUAUCUUAUAACGUUAUAAAAAGGAUGCUCUUUGCGCUUUCGCAAUACAAUGAGAGAAAAUUCUUUCGUAGAAUUUAAGAAAAGCUUCUGUUAAAAAAAAGAACCACCAUAUUGCCAAUACAAUCCGAAAUGACUUAUCAAAUCGGUCAACACCUUAAUGUAUACUGAAAAUUAUUGUCUGUGUUAUUGUUGACGAGCUUAAUAUUUAUUAGAGAUACAUAACUGAGGGCAUAUGUAACAGUAUAAGAUUUAUAUAAUACAUAUGAACUAAUACGAAUAUCAAAUGAAUGCCUUAUCACUUGGAACUUUAACGUAUCUUCUAUUGUUAUUGGUUGAUCAUCAACAUUUGUUAAUUCGAUUGUUCUUCAUUGUCUUAUAUCUGAACAUUUUUGUACGAUUUGUGUAUCAGAUACUGCCAUUAGAAGAUAAAAGGAUAAGGUAGACGCGAAUUAAUGAAAGCAACUUGAAAAAACAAUCGUGCGUUUAACAAUUUCCUAAGGCAUACUCAAACAACAAUUUUUAAAUGUGUUUCUAUUUAAUAAGGCAAACAUGUCUCUGUACUUAGCCGAACCACUCGCUGUCGUAAGACUGAAACAUGUGCUCUUUUGGAAUAUUAAACGUGCCAUAUUAUCUUAGAAAAAAAUGUUCGAGAGAGGAAAGAGAAAGGGGGAGGGGCAAGAAAAAGAAAAAAAGAGGGGAAAGAGGGAAGGAACUUCUUAUGUAUUUAUGGAUUUCUGAAUUGUUAUAGUUCUGAGCAUAUACGACGUAGAGUAUAUCUAUGCGUAAUGAUAAUGCAAUCGCAAUUAUAUUCCGUACUUAAGUCAAGUACAAUCUAAUUGAAAAGAUUGUUUUGUUUUCGAAAUAAAACGGACACAACAGAAAUAAAAGUUGGUUGUGGAUAUUGAUCGGAGAAUCUGUUGGACAUAAAGUUAUUUGAGCAAUUAAGUACGUAUGUGCGUGCGUGUAUACGUGUAUGUAUGUAUGUAUGUAUGUUAUGUGCACUGAAAGAAUUCUGAUAUAUACAUGCGAUAAUAGUAUUAGAAAUAUUCUAUUCGGAACUACCAAGAUAUACUCGGAAUCUGUAUCUUAUGGUAUAGUAGUUCCCACGAAUCGAAAAAAAAAGGAAAAAAAAACGUUCGCGUCCCUUACACGCAGCUGCUUGUGACCAAUUUUUAAGUAGAAUAAAAAUUUGUAUGUUAGUAGCUUCGUCAUAUCGUUUGCAAUAUUCAAAUAUCGUGCAAUGUAAACUUCCACGAGACAAGAAAUCUUCAUUCAGCGACAAGAGGAGUAGCGAGCUGUAUUUUGCAUUCGAUUGUCAAGAUUCUAUAUAAUUUUUGUAACAAGCAACUAUGUCCUAAAUGCGUUGUUGUAUUGGGUGAAGAAACAAAUUUGUAUUAUCACUUUGUAUAACGUAUCAUUAGAACGUAUGUGAAACACAAUUCAAUAAAGUAUUCAUAUUAUGUUUAAUAAA